Messenger RNA from Loa loa (African eye worm), 1056 nucleotides. Its product is annotated as multisynthetase complex auxiliary component p43. Bases 100 to 1056 code for a protein of 318 amino acids. The record is from RefSeq and is a predicted model, not a curated record. The transcript is spliced from 6 exons. NCBI's taxonomy places the organism in Eukaryota, Metazoa, Nematoda, Chromadorea, Rhabditida, Onchocercidae. Gene Ontology annotation, molecular function: tRNA binding.
CGAAUUUUCUGAGUUUGGAUUUGUAUUUCCGAUUUUCGUUAGGGAAGUGGAAUUUGUUUUUAAAAAUUUCCAUUACUGCUUUUCACUUUUCUUGCAGAUAUGGCAUCAUCGUCCCUUUAUACGAAAUUGUUAACUAACCAGAAGAAAAUUGAUUCUUUAUUGGAAGUCGCAAGUAUGAAGCUUGAACAAAGAAGAAGUCUGUUCGAAAAGUUAAAGGUUCAAGAAGAGAAUAAACAAACGCUCCAAUUAGAGGCAGAGAUUGAACGACUGAAAGCGAAAUUAAUUGAAAUGGAAACACUGGGCGGAAUAAAGCAGGUCAAUAUUCCGAAGUUUAAUAAAAAAAAUUUGCUUACGGGAAGUAGUAGUGACACGAUCCCAGUGGUUCAAAUGGAAAAGGCGAAUGAAAAGGAUAUGAAUGAAGUGGAAGCAUUACAGAGGGAAGUAAAAACUAAAAGAAAUGAAGAUACAAAAAGUAAAAAGGAAGCAAAAGUGACGGAGUGGAAAUCAAAACUAGGAUGCAAGCCGGCGAUGGAACAAUCUGAAAAGGUCAAAGGUGAUGAAGCAAUUGAUAUUGGUCGCUUGGAUAUACGAGUUGGUCGAAUUUUGAAAGUAGAAAAGCAUCCGGAUGCGGAUAGCCUGUAUAUUGAACAAAUAGAUGUUGGUGAAGAUAAACCUCGUACCAUUAUCUCUGGUCUUGUGCGACAUGUCUCUAUUGAACAGAUGCAAAAUCGACUUGUAAUAUGUCUUUGUAAUUUGAAACCAGUGAAAAUGCGUGGUAUCGAAUCGCAGGGAAUGGUUCUGUGCGCUUCUACUUCUGAAAAGGUUGAACUGAUUGAGUUUGAUGAAAGCUGCAUUCCUGGACAACCGGUAACCUGUGAAGGAUACAAAAGACGACCGGAUUCUAUUCUAAAUCCAAAGAAGAAGAUUUGGGAAGGUGUUGCACCUGAUCUGAAGGUAAAUUGUGAUGGUCAAGUUGUUUACAAAGGACAACCACUGUUAGUCAGUGGUAUAUCACCGUUAGUAGCGCCUAGCUUACGAAAUGUACCUGUGAAAUGA